Molecule: messenger RNA, 1582 nt
Organism: Teleopsis dalmanni
Lineage: Eukaryota; Metazoa; Arthropoda; Insecta; Diptera; Diopsidae
Product: microtubule-associated protein RP/EB family member 2-like
Exons: 2
Coding region: 163-1455 (430 amino acids)
Biological process (GO): spindle assembly; protein localization to microtubule plus-end; regulation of microtubule polymerization or depolymerization
Cellular component (GO): cytoplasmic microtubule; microtubule plus-end; spindle midzone
Molecular function (GO): microtubule plus-end binding
Source: RefSeq, a predicted model, not a curated record
UAAAAAGCAGUCAAAAAAAAUUAAAUAUAACUAAAUUUCAAAUUCAAACCAUAUAUUGCAAUUUCAAGAAACAAAUCUGAAAGAAAUUUAUUGUUGGAAUAAUAAAUGUUCUCUGCUUGAAUCUUACUUUCAUACAUAUCGUAUUCCUGUAAUUUUGUCACAAUGAAAAAAGCUAUAAAUGUCAUUUGGACGUGUAACACAACGAGAGGUUACUCCCGAUUUGAGUUACUCAAUUGGGUCAACUACACACUCUGCGUGGAUUUGAUUAAAAUUGAAGAAAUGUGCUCUGGAGCUGGUUAUUGUCAAUUAUUUGAUAUGCUUUUCAAUAACGUCCUUCCUAUAAAUAAAGUAAAAUUUUCCACUAAUCUUGAAUAUCAAUAUAUUAACAACUUCAAAUUGUUGCAAGAUGCGUUCAAGAAGGUUAACGUUUCGAAAGAAAUUCCCAUCAAUGACUUAGUUAAAUCUCGUUUUCAAGCCAACUUCGAAUUUCUUCAAUGGUUUCAUAAGUUUUUCGAAGCCAAUCGUGAGGAUUGUACUUUAGUAGACUACGAUCCUAUACAGAAAAGAAAUGGAUGCUCCAUAGUCACAGGUCUAUCAAAACAGGCAGAUAAGAUAAAAUGCAAAGUCACUGAGACACACUCCAAUCAGACUUUUACUAUAUGCGUAGGCUCAAGAUCAAGUGAAGAUUCGGAUGCAUUAUCAGAGACUUCUCAAUCCAUGAAGUUAACUAAUGAAGGAAAACCAUAUGUGAAGCCAAGUAAAAAACCUAUAAUAGCAAAUGAAAACCUAAAGCAUUUAACAGUAUCAAAUCCGUCAAUAAAGAAAAAACGUUUAAAAAAAGGUAACAAGAAGAGAAGCAGUCUCGGAAGUACCGCUGGUACAGGCAGUAAUGUAAAAAAAAGCAAAUCCUUUGUGAUUAGAAAAGCUUCGAACGUCUCAAAUACAAGUCUAAAGAAUUCAGUGAAUGAUGGGAAUGGUGAUGUAAAAGAAAAUAAAUCCUUUGUAAUUGAAAAUACUUCUGCAGUCUCAAGUAUCGAUCUCAAGAGUAACGCUAUUGAAAAUAAGUCUAUUGACGUGAAAAAAAAUGACUCAUCAGUUAUUGAAAAAGCAUCAGAUGUCUCAAAUAUUGCUCCUGAGGAUUCUGUUAAAGGUGUGUCUGUUGCUGUAAAAAAUAAUGAAUCGUACGUCAUAAAAAAAGCAUCAAUAGAUUUUGAUUCUAUUAAUAAUAUGAUUAAAACUAUAGAUCAAAUUAUAGAAAAUGUACAUAUUCAAACCCAUGAGAAUAGGUUCCUUAAAAGGCAACGCGAUGUAAACUUCACCCGGCUGUGCUACCUGGAAAGACACUGUCAUACAAAUAUAAAUAGAAAUAUAUCUCAUCAAAUCCUGGAUAUAAUAUAUAAAUCUGAUAAAGGAGCUGAUACUCCCGGAGUGAUUCCUAAAGGAUAUAAAAUGUAAAGUAUUAUUCAAGAUGUAAUAACAACGUGGAGAAUAUGAACAGGAUUUCAAUUUCGAAGUUACAAUUUUAAAUUUUAUGUUGAGCCUUAAUAAUCUACUCAUCCGAUAUUUUUAUUCUAAUUAAAAA